Messenger RNA from Closterium sp. Naga37s-1, 393 nucleotides. NCBI's taxonomy places the organism in Eukaryota, Viridiplantae, Streptophyta, Zygnematophyceae, Desmidiales, Closteriaceae. The record is from the annotation of a GenBank genome assembly.
AUGCAGACCCGAGACGCAGGGACUGGUGGUGGCGCUCGUGUAUCUGGUGGGAGACUGGGUGGACCCGAGACGCAGGGACUGGUGGUGGCGCUCGUGUACCUAGUGGUAACCAUUCUCUUCCAACACUUCUACUUCACACCUGAUUCGCCUUGGCUGCUCGAGUACAACGCGGCUCUGGCCUGCAUCUGCUACAUGGCCUUCCUGGGCUUUAUUGACGAUGUGCUCGACAUCCCCUGGCGCGUAAAGCUCAUUCUCCCGUCGAUCGCAGCACUGCCUCUCCUCAUGGCCUAUUCAGGCCACACCACCAUCGUCAUCCCCAAGCCGCUGCGGCCGCUGCUGGCAGGGCUGGCAGGCGAUGAGGUGGCCGUGUGGGACCUGGGCGUGCUGUACAAG